GGAUGAUUUGAUUUCUUCCCUGCCCGAAAUUACUCUUGCCCAGAUGCUGUGGAUAAUAUUCAUGUUGCUGUUAUUCAUCAGUUCCAUGGAAAUGCUCACGCAGAACCGAUGGAAGAAGCAAGUGAGCACCAGCCUGCUGGAGAACUGUACGGGCUGCGUUCUGUGCUCGGAGGACAAUGGCUGCAUCACCUGCCAUCACCGGCUCUUCCUGCUCAUCUGGAGGGACGGCAUCCGCCAGUACGGGAUGUGUGUCCAUACCUGCCCCCCCGGCUACUUCGGUGUGCGGGGACUGGAGGUCAACAGAUGCACAAAGUGCAGGUCGCCCAGCUGCGAGAGCUGCUUCAGCAGAGACUUCUGCAUGAAGUGCAAAGACAAGUUUUACUUGCACAAGGGCCAGUGUUUUCGGCAGUGCCCCCCUAGUACCACAGCGCAGCCCAGCACCCGUGAGUGCCAAG
Molecule: messenger RNA, 455 nt
Organism: Balearica regulorum gibbericeps (East African grey crowned-crane)
Lineage: Eukaryota; Metazoa; Chordata; Aves; Gruiformes; Gruidae
Source: RefSeq, a predicted model, not a curated record